AGGCUGAGUGAGAAGACAUGUCGGCGGCUAGCUAACAUUAGCACUUUCUCCACGGAGAAAACUACACUUAACUCCAAGGACUGUGGUUCUUCAGGAGCUUUCCACUCAAAGAUGGAGGCGGACCACGUUCACUGCCUGUCCUGUAUCAACCAGAGAUGCAUGGUCCGACCAGAAGCGGGAAUUUCUUGCGAUCUCAUCACCUGCCCUUUGGUGUGCGGAGCCGUAUUUCACUCCUGCAAAGCUGACGAGCACCAACUCAUGUGUCCACUGACGAGGAUUCCCUGCCUGAACAGUGGCUAUGGCUGCCCCGCCGUGCUGGUGCGGAACCAGAUGUAUGCCCACCUGGAAGUGUGUCCAGCCGGCGUGGUGUGCUGCACUAUGGAGUGGAAUCGGUGGCCUGUCAGCUGCUUAGAUUACACUUGCUAUGAGAGCCUGAGUCGUGGGGUGGAGGAGGUGGAGCUGCUUGACAUGGCACUCGCUCUUCAGGACCAGCGUACACUGCUCGAAUCUCUCAAGGUGAUUUCAAUGGCUCCUUCGGCGCAAGGAGAGCCGCUUGUCCCUGUAAGUAAAGAGAAGCCAUCAACCCACUCGGCGUCGUCAACGUCUGAGUCACCAUUGCAGCCGCCGCCCUCGCAUCCACCACCCUCACCAGGCUCAGCCAAGGAGAAAAUUCUUAGCGGAAUUAAUGGCUUGAAGGAGGAGCACUUCAGUGAACUUUAUCAGGCCACAGUUGAAACUGCGAGGAGCUUAGCCGCCGCUUUAGAUUUUGUUAGCUCAAGUGAGAGCGGCAGAGAGUGCGUGAGAGCAGGCGUCUCUGUGCAGAGAAGCAGACUGAGCAGCAGCGGAAGCCUGCAGAAUGGAGUGGAAGAAACAACGCUCACAACUGCAGGUGGUUUGCAUGAAAGUGAAAUAAAAGAGCAAACUGUUUGUAUGGGCUGCAUGAGUGGAUAUGAGGCCCCAGAGGGAGCAGAUCUAAAGAUGGUAAACGCAAGUAAUGGACCAAUGUCAGGAGCUGUGGAGGCCUGUCCUGUCGAUGUUCAAGAUGACUUGAAAUCCAAUGUCUCACAAGAUUCAGAAAACCACCAAAUGAUGCCUCCUGUGCACAUCAGCCAGGCUGUGGCACAGAGGGCUGCUCAUAGGGUUCUGGAAGACAGAGGAUUAGUGCUUUCAGACAAUCACAGGUUUCAGAGCAUGGCCCAAAGUCACCCAUUUUCCAGGGGUCAGGGUCAGUGUUUGUUGAAUAAUGGAAGGAAAAGUGUCGCGUCAGACAGGUCACUGUACAGACAGCGACCCAGAACGGAGGACAAGGCGGUGGAUACGUCAGACCUCGAGCAGGACGAUGACCCACUGGGUUUAGGAGAGAUUGAUCUGAUCACAGCUGCCUUGCUUUUCUGCUUAGAGGAGUCGAGAGAGUGCAGAAGAAUUUCAGACACCGUGUAUGUCGAUGGGUACCAUGUUGACUUUGGCACACAGACUUUCACUUUUCCUGCAGCCAUCUUGGUAACUAACACUAGAGUAGGUGACAUGGCCUCUGCCUCUGCCUGUGACCACGCCGCCCCGCAAAUCUCCUACCCCAGCCCUUUUCGAACGCUCCGCCUCGGCCUCGUUCUGGAAGCCCUGGAGGUCGAGGCCGUCCCGCAUAACCGCUACCUACCAGCAAACCCUCGCUACCAGCAGAUGUUCCCUUUUGUCUGCGGUCAGUCGUUCCGUCGGGACCAGUUUUCUUCCCAUUUCACAAACGUCCAUGGCGAUAUUCACGCGGGUCUCAACGGCUGGAUGGAGCACCGCUGUCCGCUGGCUUAUUACGGCUGCACGUUUUCCCAGCGGAGGUUUUACCCGUCCACCGAGGGGGCCAGGGUGAUUCAUGACAGGCACCUCAGGUCCUUCGGGGUUCAGCCUUGUCCAAACAUGAAACUUCCAAAUGAUUCCCAGUCCGACCAGUUCAGUGGGCUGCCCAUCGAGAUCCUGUGGCACAUAGCUGGAUUUCUGGACAGUUUCAGCUUGUGCCAGCUGUCACUGGUAUCACGAACUAUGAGAGAGGUGUGUGCCAGUCUCCUCCAGACCAGGGGCAUCGUGGAGCUGCAGUGGGAACAAAGACGAGGCCCCGGUUCUCAUGGCACUGUGUCCUGGCAAGUCAAGAGUAAAGUGUGGCGAUUCACCACGGCCUUCAGCCCAGUGAAGCUGUGGGGUUUUGCUGACAUCCCCAGCAUGUCGAACCAUCUUAAGAAGUGCCCCUUCAACACAGUGGAGCACAAGACGGUGCCUGUGCCCCUCCCCGCCAUGUGCACGGCACGAGAUGGACAAUCACUCCGCCGCGUCCUGCGCCACGUCAACACCUGACCAACCCGGCCUGAUGACGUACAGCUGCACAAGAUUCACUCCAGUGUCACAAAGAUGCGCCAGUUGGUUACUUUAAGUUUUAAAAAUAAAUGCACUCCUGUAUCACGCUAACAAGAAAAAGCCUUAAUGAUGUAACACUUCACUUGGUCUGGUAUGGGUGGUCCCUGAAUGAAGGGGACAAGAUAAAGCUUCUAGUUUUGCAUGGAUUUGUUAGUCCAGUGAGAUAAAUUAUAUUUUCUUGAAGACACAAAUGUACAAUAGAUUUAUAUACUUCUGUGGUGUGCAUUGUGAACGUGUUCACUCUCCUGCCUUUCAGUUGCAGCCACGGGAAAAGCAGAUUGUUGGUUAAUUUGCAUUAUUUCUGUGUACCAGAAGUUUUGCCUGCACUUUACACCAUGUUUGCUAAUCCCCUCCACAGAUGAUCAGUCACUCAAACUGUUUAGUGUUUCCACUUCUUGAAACAUGUCACCCCAGGGUGAAUUUAAUGCCUGGAUGUGUAUAAUGUCAGGACUUAAAUUCAUUUGAUUGGUAACCUAUUGAUGCAUGUAAUUUGCAUUGAAUAAAGGCUUUGCAGCUUA
This is a messenger RNA of Salarias fasciatus (jewelled blenny), 2918 nucleotides long. RefSeq names its product F-box only protein 30-like. Lineage: Eukaryota; Metazoa; Chordata; Actinopteri; Blenniiformes; Blenniidae. The transcript has 3 exons. Bases 112 to 2340 code for a protein of 742 amino acids. The record is from RefSeq and is a predicted model, not a curated record. Gene Ontology annotation, molecular function: zinc ion binding; protein binding; ubiquitin protein ligase activity.